This is a messenger RNA of Hyalella azteca, 2250 nucleotides long. RefSeq lists its product as uncharacterized. Lineage: Eukaryota; Metazoa; Arthropoda; Malacostraca; Amphipoda; Hyalellidae. The transcript is spliced from 3 exons. Bases 561 to 1514 code for a protein of 317 amino acids. The record is from RefSeq and is a predicted model, not a curated record.
UUUGCCGAUAGACGGUGAGUAUGAUUGUGGUGCUGCAAAUGUUUUAUAAGAUCAGGACCUUACAGAUUAAUUAUAGGUGCCUAGCAAGAAUGUAUAUUUUAGGUUGAAUAAUUUCUUUCCAUGCCAUUAAAAGCAGUCUAUUCCUGUAAAUACCCUCGAUUUAAUUAUUGUUAAUCUUUAUGGCUUCCAAUGUCAAUGGUUUAUGAUCGAUAAGACUUAUUUCAAAAGCAUGUGUUCCUAUAAGUGGGAAAGGUUCAUCCGAAUCAUGUUCUCAUUUAUGAUGCCACAUAUCGUAAUUUAAGGUUUUCCUGAAUUAAUCUUGUAUAGAAACCGUCGUUUAUUUAGAUGUUGAUUUACAGGUGAUUCAUUUAUUUAUUCAAUGCCUUAAUAAAAUUUCAACCUUUGAAGGAGUUACCGCCAAGAAAAAGGCGUACAACAUUUUUGAAUUCUGCUUAUUAUACUAUUCCGGUACUAUUUUAUUAUUUUGAAUUAAAUGUUUAUUCACAUCAGGUUUACAUGUUUUCACAUUAUAUCUGGAUGGGAAAAAUAUUUAUAGUGCCAUGGAUCCGUUUUUCAUCGAAAAGGAGCAAAUGAUAACGGUAACUAAUGCAAGUUAUCAAAAUGUCAAGCCUCUGGACGCUUCGUACGAUGAUUUGGUUGAAAUUAGCCGAUGCGUUCAUUUUGACGACUUCGAAGAGGCCGUCCGCUUUAAAAUGCUUGUGCCUCAACCACUUAUUUACCGCCACAAAAGCAAACUACCUUUGAAGGUGCUGUGGUUCGCUCCAGCUCACUGCAGCUCGGAGCACAAUUUCUACGGCAACGUCAGCUUCACCAUCAAGUGGGAGACCGUGCAACAGAAGCUGGGGCCGAACUUCUACCUUAUCGACCAGGAUAUUUGUAACGCAAGAAGUUUCACUCGUGUAGUCUUCACUAAACAGAACUAUGACGCAAUACUAGAAAAAGUUAAGCUUGAUUCACGGGGAUCACCCUUGAUGAGAUCAGAGUCUGGUUUCCGCUACGCUUCGUACUGCAUGAACAAUGUACGCCGGGGUCCCCACGAGCUGCAGAUCGCGAUCGAUGUUACUGAUGCUGACGCGAAAUGGCUUUACUUGAACUGCAAGCCUGUCGCCAACAACCAUUAUUACGUUAACAUCUCAAGUUACAAAGACCACAUCAGGCGGGAUGGAAUGCGAUCCAAAUUCAGUCCCCACUCAUGUUAUAAGUUCAAUUCUGCUCAGAACCGUGAGUGUCCAUACGCAUGGACUGUUCGAGAGAGUGAGAAGCGCAUCAAAGAGUUGUUAGGGCCCGAUGCUCCGACGACCCGUCUCAGAGUGGGACAAGUUGCAAAUUCCAACUUAAUUUCAACCCCUGCAGCAGCAGCGCCAACACUUUACGCGAACCAAAAUGACAGUGAUCCUGAAUUCAAAAAUUUCGUGAUAGCUAUUGUCUUGUUGGCAUGUUUUGCACUGACUUGUUUGAUUUUUGGGGGUAUUCCCGUCACGAAAACCCGUUGAGAUCAUCUGUCCUCGUGUGAAGGAGAUGAACAUCUCUCAAAUUUGUGUUAGGACUUCAAACGUUUUUUUUUUUUUUUGUUUUUGUAAAUUUAUAGUAUAGACUUAUGCCUAUAGCCUACUCAGAAAUCUCCAUGGUUUGAAUAUUUAAUAAUUAUUUUAUUGCAAUAAGGUAUGGAAAAUUGAAAAAUCAGCCGGUCAGAGAAGAUUUUUUUUACUUUUAUGCGCAUGUGGUAUGCAAGGAACUCAUUCGUUGAUACAUGUAUUUAUAAGUAGUAGUAAAUAUUUCUAUUUACAGCUAAAACAUUCCGGAGCAUCCAGCAUUAAUUUAUUAUGAAAACUAAAACAUUCUUCUUCUUUUAUGAUUAAAGCCCGCAACUUUCACCCGUUACUAGAUUGUAGUCGGAGCAUCAGCAAAUAUCUAAACGUGGUUCAAAUAAUAAAAUCACGUAUAUGAAAAUGUACUUGCACCUAGUUACUACGAAUAAAUUUUAUAGAUGACUUUUACCCAUUGCUGACGCUUGAUAUAUAUAACUCGUUCCAUAACAAAGAAACAACGUCAUUGCGCAAGGUUUAUUAAAGAUAUGUAUUUAUGGACGGGUUGAGGUCUCGUGGUACCCUACUUGUUGAAGAAGUUGUACCCAACGAUGAGUCGUGUAAGAUUUGUUCGAUAAUUUUGAUUCUAUAUUCUCUUUUAAUUUUCGUUCAUAUAGUCCGAUUUAUAUGAUAUUAUUCAGUA